Messenger RNA from Dreissena polymorpha, 2879 nucleotides. RefSeq lists its product as uncharacterized. The transcript is spliced from 2 exons. The record is from RefSeq and is a predicted model, not a curated record. The coding region runs from base 217 to 972 and encodes 251 amino acids. Gene Ontology annotation, molecular function: zinc ion binding; nucleic acid binding. Lineage: Eukaryota; Metazoa; Mollusca; Bivalvia; Myida; Dreissenidae.
AAAAAUGAAAUUAUUCUCGGUUUGAUAAAUACGGUAUAGUAUGGUUUAAUACGUGUUAUUUAGAAGAGAGAUUAUGGUAAUGGUUUAGCGCGUAUAAUGCACGGGUUUUGUGUGCAUGUUUUAGCGCGAAAGCGCACGAGUUUUUCGUUUUGGGGUAUAUAUGAUUUGCAAAUCUAGUGAGACGCCAUUCGAGGGUUGUUUUUGACAGGCAUAGUUAUGGAGCAAGAAAACGAAAGGGUGGAUGGCAGUUUAUCAAUAAUGACGGAAAUUCAGAGCCUGUUGGACAGAAAUUUUUCGGACUUUCGAAAGGAUUUUCAAUUAGAAGCGGAAUGGGUUGCAGAAAAUUCGAGAAAAAAGGUUAGACUUGAUAGUUCUGUUUCUUUCAAUAACAUUGGUAACAAAAAGCAAUUUGAUUUCAAUAAUGAACUUUUUGACAUUGCGAACAUGUGUGAAAAGGCUCUUUCGUUAAGAGAUGUGUCCAAGGCGGUUGAUUUAAUGAAGGAACUGAAAGAUAAAAUUCAGCAUCGUAAUAAGAUAAUUAGAAUUGCUGACAGUUCAUCUGCAGGUUGGAACACUGUCAAUGAGUAUGAGAUGAUUGACUAUGCAUCUGAUUCGGAUGAUGAUAGAAAAAUUCGUAAGGCAGAGGAAAGAGCGGUUGCAAAAGCUGAUAAGCGAAAGAAAGCAAUGUUAAAUUCCACUGUUAAUUAUAAUGCUUUUCGAAACUCAACAUCCUAUAGUCAAGCAGGUCGCGGCAGCGGUAGAGGCAUUUUCAUGGGGCGGCGUUUCGACCAGCUGGGAGAAGUCAUGUGUUACAAGUGCGGCAAAGUCGGACACUUCGCUUCCGGUUGUGCGGUCAACGUUGGGGCUCCCGGAAACGUUAUCGGUCGAGGACGGAGAGUACCACCACCGGCCACAGUCUCUUCAGCUGCCCAACAGCAGCAAUUGGGACAACAGAAGCAUGAACAACAGUGACAAACGAACAUGGCAGGAUGAAAUGAACAGUGAUGGCAUUUUCAAAUCGGUUUGCAGUGCAGUAACUGGACAGUUCGAAUGGUAUACUAGCAUUAAGUAUUGGAGAACAUAAAGGUAUGGUUUAUGUAGUAUGUUAUUAUUAUUAUAAUGUUUAUGAUUAUGAUAUUUUUUAUUUCCGUUUUAAUAUUUAUCAUUAAUUUUGUAAAUAUUGUUUUAUUAUAUCUUUUUAAUUCUCUUGUGCAUUAUUCGAGUGGUCAUUUGACCGUUUGUGAAGGCCAGAGUGUGCCUGAUGUUGAUUAGCCGUUUGGCUUGUGUGGUCAUUUGACCGUUUGUGAAGGCCAGAGUGUGCCUGAUGUUGAUUAGCCGUUUGGCUUGUGUGGUCAUUUGACCGUUUUUGAAGGCCAGAGUGUGCCUGAUGUUGAUAAGCCAGUUGGCUUGUGUGGUCAGUUGACCGUUGUUUAAGGCCAUAGUGUGCCUAUUUUUGAUUGAAUUAAUUUUAUUGCUUUUACAAAUGUUUAUAAUUGUAUCUUUUCAGUUAAAACACAGUUCGAGAGGUAUAUAACGUGGUGGAGAAUAUUUAGUAUAUUUUCAGUUCGGUUUUUAGUCCAUGUGAGAUGGGAUCUUAACACGAACCGAUUCCUUUACUGGGAAAGACGAUGGGUGUAUUUUCAUUUAAGUCUGAAGCAGCUAAGUUUUCUUGAUUAUUUUUACUCAUUUUUUACUUAAUAUUGUGUUUGAAUAAGGUCUUUUAAGUUAUGGGUGUCAUGUUUUUCGAGACUCUCACUUCCUGGAGAUAGAACCUCCAGCAUACUUAUUGAAAUAUUGGUAUGUCUAAAUGUCAGUGUUAUUAUUUUUUGUUGUCGUUCGUAAUGAACGUUUAAUUUUAAAGACAUUUUUAUUGUACGAUUACUUAAUAUUUUCAUUUUGGUGUGACUUGUUAGAUGUUGAAGUCGGUUUAAUAUAGCUGUUAAAUUCGUCAUAUGCAUUUAUAUAUUUCUCGGAAUAUUUAUGAUUUAUCAACAUUCUUUUUAGAUGCUUUAUGGAUUUUAUGGCUUGAGUGACUUGUUUGUUUCUUGUUGAUGUCCGGGGUGUGUGCAGGAUGCUUUUGAUGUUUGUUUGUUAUGUUAACUUGCGCAAUGAAAUUGAUAAUGUUUUAAUUACAUUUUUUACUAUAAAAUACUUAAUGUUUACAGUAUCUUAAUAGCUGCUCAUUUGUAGAUUUCUCUAAAUUAGAGGUUUCGGGAGGUGAUGAAGGCACCUAGACACCGGUCUCGAGCCAUGGGUCCUCAUACGUCCCCCUGCCAUUAAAAGAAAAAAUAAGAAAACAAAAAAUGGCAGUAGGGUUGCGUAUCCCGCUCGCGGUUUUACCUGAAUCGUUUAUUACUACUGAUUAUUGUAUGGGAUGUACGUGAAGUCAUGUACACUUCUCUUGAUUGGUGGUGAUGGAUGAAUCUUGCAGAUAUUAGCAGCUUCUUUGAACAAAUUAAUGUUUCACAAUUGUUAAUUUAUAAUAUUUAAGCAAGUUAGCGUGAUUGAUGGGCAUUGGGGGCGUCCUGUGUGCACUUUGGGCAUCGGCCGGGAUCAGUUUAUUCAAACAGUAACUCUUUAUUUGAGAUAUAUACAUGACGUCUAAUUGUUAUGAAUACAUUUGCACUUUUUCACAUGACACACAUGUGCAUGUGAAGUGUUCAUAAUUACAUGCCCUACAGCAUUUAAAUAGUAUCGUUUCAGUUCUUUAUACACCUGAACAAAGAUGUUAAACCGUCUCCAGUCGUCUCGAGGCUAAUCAAUUGAGCGGUGCCGUUGAGGUCUAUAUCCAUUGCACAUACAACACAUACGGGCGUCAGAAGAAUUGUUUUUUGCAUUUAUAUGUUGAAAGUCCUGUCAGAUACAAGCACUCACUCCUA